GUCAGUUCAGAGCUGCGGACAAGUUCCUGUUACAUUUACACAGAUGCAAAUCUUUCAUGAUUACCCUGUGAAAUACUGAAAAUCUACAGCGACAUUUAAUCGCAAAGGUCACCAAACUAUGGAAAUACCAGCCAUAAAUCUCAAGGCCAUCAUAUUGGUUCAUUGGUUACUGACAGUCUGGGGAUGUUUGACUUCCUGGCUUCCUGUCUCUUAUGUUUGGGGGAACAUGAGUAUUCUUGCUGUGGGAGUUUGGGCCAUAGCACAGAGAGACUCCAUAGAUGCUAUUUUAAUGUUCUUGAUUGGAUUAGCUAUCACCAUCAUGAGUGACAUUGUCCAUUUUGUGGUGUACUACGCUCCGUCUGAAGCCUUGUUCGAAAGAACCAUGCGAGACACGUUCCGCUUUAGUGCGGGCAUGGCCAUCCUGAGCCUGAUCCUCAAACCCGUUUCCUGCUUCUUUGUCUACCAGAUGUACCAUGAGCGGGGUGGUGACUACAACGUCAACUUUGGUUUCCCAACUAUAACUCGAAACAGAGAUGCCUACCAGUCCAUUGACCAGCAAGAUCAGUCGUCUGGCAGCUCUGCCAACCUAUUUGUCCAAGCAGAAAACAGCAAGCCUGGACCACGUUCCUGUUGAAAAUGUAGUUUUAUAUACUGCCAAAACCAUAUGUGUUAGUUAUUUUUCAGGGGAAUUAUUAUUAUUAUGUUAUUAAGGUCUUUGGUAGUUCCUGGAGAUAUUUUUAGAGAAUACAUUGCUACAUUCGUUAAUAAAAUAAAAUAACUGUCACAUCCAACAGCAUGAAUUAAUAGUUCAAGUUUUUGAGCAAAAAGGUCAAAUCAACUUCACAUCUGUUUCUCCGGGAGUUCUCAUGUUUAGAAAUUUAGAUCAGAUAAUUGAGAUGUCUAAAGAGCACUCCUAUUUUUGCUCCUUGAAGGUUAUUCUCUCACUUAGCACUUUAUUAGGAACACCUGUACACCUACUUAUUACAUAACAUUGCCAGUGAAUGCAUAAAAUCAUGCAGAUAUGGGUUAGGAGCUUCAGUUAAUUUUCACAUCAACCAUCAAUACAGGGGGAAAUUUUAUGAUUUAGACUCUGGCGUGAUUGUAGGUGCCAGAUGGGCUGGUUUGAGUAUUUCUGUAGGCCUAACUGCUGAUUUGCUUGGAUUUUCAUGCCCAAUAGUCCCUAGAGUUUAUUCAGAAUUGUGCCAAAAACAAAAAAACAUCCAGUGAGCAGCAGCUCUGCAGAGGAAAACACCUUGUUGAUGAGAAAAGUCAACAGUGAAUGGCCAAACUGGUUCGAGCUGACAGAAAGACUGCAGUAACUCAGAUAACAAUUCUGUACAAUUGUAGUGAGCAGAAGCGCAUCAGAAUAUUGAGGUGAAUGGGGGCUACAACAGCAGAAGACCACGUCUGACACUAUUAGGACCAUAGUGUUCCUAAUAAUGUGCUCAGUGUGUGUAUAUCUGCAUGAUUUGCAUAUUAGCUGUUUCCAAAAGAUGACCUCUCACUUGAUUGUUGUAUUCAUGAUGUGCAGUUUUUUCAUAGAAAGAUCUCUUGAAACUGUCAUUUUUUAGCCUCCUGCUAAUCUUUGUUGGUGAGUUGUGUCUUGCCAACACUGUUUUUCAUUUUCCAAGGCAGUUUGUUGUAUUUGACACUAUAAAGCCAAAAGUAUGUGGAAACCGAACAAAAAAGUGCUUGUUGAAUAUUUAACUUCAAAUGCAUAAGCAUUAGGUACUAGUUCUCCCUUACAGCUUCUACUCUUCUGAGAAGCCUUCCCAUUAGAUUUUGUAACAUGGCUGCUGGUAUUUGCUCCCAUUCAGACAGAAGAGCUCAACGGCCUGGCUCACUUUCAGCAUUCCAAUUCAUCCCAAAGGUGUUCAUUGGGGUUCAGGUCUAGUCUUUUUGCAUUCCAGUAAAGUUCUUCCACACCAGACUCCGUAAACCAUUUCUUUUAUAGACUGCUUCAUUAGGAAUGUGGUCCAAGGGCAUUGCCAUGCUAAAACAGAAAGGGGCUCUCCCCAAACUGUUGCUACAAAGUUGGGAGUAACUCUGGAAUGUCAUUGUAUACUGCAGCGUAAUGAUUUGUCUUCGCUGGAAUUAAGGGGCCUAGCCAAACCAUUAAUUAGAAGGGGAUGUCCAAAUUUGUUUUGCCACAUAGUGUAUGUUGUCAUAGUUUUCAACAUUUACCUUUCUACUUUAAGCAAUUUUGCAGUUCGCCAACAUCAUAUUUUAAAGAUUUAAAAGUUCCUAUAUGGUCAAACCAUAUGCCAUACAAUCUGUUCUGUAUAUCUGAAGUAUAAUUUAUUAGAAUGGUCAUGCACACUGGAUUAUUUACUUGCUAAAUUGGUAAUGAUGAACUUUGACAUCUGAGAAUUGAGAUGUCCUAUCAGAUGUUGCAAUCUAUAAAUCAGAAGUGAGAAAAUGGGUUUUGGAAUUAGAUAAAUCCAUUUAGACAAACAUGUAAAUGUAGGCUAAGCACUUUUUCAAAAUGCCAAACAAUAUUAGAUGUAUUAUCAGUAUACCAAUACCAACAAUGUAACAAAUUAAAUGAAUUUUAUUUCAUCAAUGCCGUAGUGCAUGUGCUAUGGCACUGUGGUUACUUUGCACAUUCACUGUUACAAACAAAACAGGUGCUUUCUUAAAUGAGUUCACCCAAAAAUAAAUGUGUUAUUUUGUCUGCUACAUAAGCUCAAAGAUAACAUACAGUAAGAUGUGUUAGUCUAUUCCUUCCAAUUGCAAAUAUCACUGUUUUAGGUUUACUUUGUUAUAAUAACCAAAUACAGAUGCAUCAUGUUUACAUUAAUUAAUUGGAAUGCUGGAUGGUCAUAGUGCACAAAGUGCAAAUACUUGGGUGCAAUUUAACUUCAUGUCAAUUCUUUUUUUAAAUUGUGGUUUAACAUUCAAGCUUUGGGUUCCUGACUGUACCAGACAUGAAAUGCUGGACCAUUUAAUGUUUUUGGAAAUAUUAAAUAAUUUGUAUUCAUCCUGUAUGACAUUGAUUGCUUAAGAGAUGGCUUGAUUUGUUAUGAAAUCCCGUAGUGUUCUGUCAUCUUGUGUAAUUGUACCAUGUGUUUUCUUGUGAUUCAGUUUUCCCUUUUCCAGUUAUGAGAACAAGCUUGAUUCAACAGUGGUUUCUCCAAAUUGACCAAAUAAACCAGACCUUUCAUGAUUUCAGACGAACGACAAAGAACAUUACAUGUCAAGUACAAAUACUGGAGCUGCCAUUUGUUGACCUGUCAUCUUGUUAUAGUUCGUUCAGUGUAAAAUGAUUAGUCUUUAGUUUCUGAAGGAGAAAGGUAACUGCGUGAUGAGUUCCUUAUGUAGAUCUAUCUUUCACUUUGUGUCGCAACAUUGAGGCAAUAUGUGUGAAGCAAUAUGGUAAAAUCGUGCUUAGUUCCAACCAAACCUGCAACAUGCACUGCUGUUUCUGGUCUGUCUGCUUCAUCUAAUUUAUUAUUAUUAUUUUACAUCUCCUAAGUGGGUGGAAGCACUCUGUUGAGUACCUCAAAUACUGUCAUUGCAUCAAAUUAGUUCCCACUGUUUAUUUCAUACCUACUUGCAAUAUUACAAAUUAUGUCAUAAAAAAAUGCCUCAGUGCAUGAAACAUUUACUCAUUUAAAUUAUAACUGUAAUAAUGUUGUAGAUUUCAUUGGCAGAAAUGAUCAUUAAUGUGGUCUUGAUGAUAAUGUUUCAAGUAAGAGAUGAGGUGGUGAUAAUUAUUUCAGAGAUUAGUAUUGUGUAU
Molecule: messenger RNA, 3739 nt
Organism: Xyrauchen texanus (razorback sucker)
Lineage: Eukaryota; Metazoa; Chordata; Actinopteri; Cypriniformes; Catostomidae
Product: type-1 angiotensin II receptor-associated protein-like
Exons: 5
Coding region: 119-634 (171 amino acids)
Biological process (GO): regulation of blood pressure; angiotensin-activated signaling pathway
Cellular component (GO): plasma membrane
Source: RefSeq, a predicted model, not a curated record